Molecule: messenger RNA, 4093 nt
Organism: Calliphora vicina (urban bluebottle blowfly)
Lineage: Eukaryota; Metazoa; Arthropoda; Insecta; Diptera; Calliphoridae
Gene: eIF3a
Product: eukaryotic translation initiation factor 3 subunit a
Exons: 4
Coding region: 147-3557 (1136 amino acids)
Biological process (GO): translation reinitiation; formation of cytoplasmic translation initiation complex
Cellular component (GO): multi-eIF complex; eukaryotic translation initiation factor 3 complex, eIF3e; eukaryotic translation initiation factor 3 complex, eIF3m
Molecular function (GO): translation initiation factor activity; mRNA binding
Source: RefSeq, a predicted model, not a curated record
CGGCCAUUUUGCAUAAAUUUCGACGGCAGACACAAUUUCGCCGAAGAUUUUUAUAAAUUUUCCGCAUAAAAACGCAAUAAAAUUGUGAAAAUUUUGUGUUAAACUCAAGUUAAAGUGUUACUGUGUGAAAAUUAUAUGAAUUAAUAAUGGCACGUUAUACCCAACGACCGGAAAAUGCUUUGAAAAGAGCGAAUGAAUUUAUUGAAGUGGGCAAACCAUUGCGUGCCUUGGAUACUUUGCAGGAAGUGUUUCGUAACAAGCGCUGGAAUUAUGCCUACUCCGAAACAAUCAUUGAGCCCCUCAUGUACAAGUACUUGUACUUGUGUGUGGAACUUAAAAAGUCUCACAUUGCCAAGGAGGGUUUGUUCCAAUACCGUAACAUGUUCCAGUUGGUGAAUGUGAAUUCUUUGGAAAAUGUUAUUCGUGCUUACUUGCGUAUGGCUGAGGAACAUACCGAGGCUGCCCAAGCUCAAUCAUCUGCAGCUGUGGCCGUUUUGGAGUUGGAUGAUUUAGAUAAUAUUGCCACCCCUGAAAGCAUUUUAAUGAGUGCAGUAUGCGGUGAAGAUGCUCAAGAUCGUUCGGAUCGUACCAUUUUGUUGCCAUGGGUAAAAUUCUUGUGGGAAUCUUAUUGCCAGUGUCUGGAGUUAUUGCGUAUCAAUACUCACUGUGAAGCUUUGUAUCAUGAUAUUGCACGCAUGGCUUUCAACUUCUGUUUGAAAUACAACCGUAAAAGUGAAUUCCGUCGUUUGUGCGAUAAGUUGCGUAAGCAUUUGGAGGAUAUUUGCAAGAGCACCAAUCAAAAUACUGGUGUGUCAAUUACCAAGUUGGAAACUCAACAAUUGUGCCUUGAAACUAGGCUAUUUCAAUUGGAUUGUGCCAUUCAAAUGGAGUUGUGGCAGGAAGCCUACAAAGCUAUUGAGGAUAUUCAUGGUUUGAUGGCUUUGUCGAAGAAAACUCCGGUUCCUAAAACCAUGGCCAAUUACUACCAAAAAUUAGCAAUGGUUUUCUCCAAGGCUGGUAAUCAGUUGUUCCAUGCCGCUGCAUUACUUAAACUUUUCCAAUUGACUCGUGAAUUGAAGAAGAAUUUGACUAAAGAUGAUAUGCAACGCAUGGCUUCUCACGUAUUAAUCGCCACCCUAUCCAUUCCUUUGCCCUCGGCGCAUCCUGAAUUUGAUCGUUUCAUUGAAGCCGAUAAGAGCCCCUUGGAGAAGGCUCAAAAGUUGGCUGUUCUAUUGGGUUUGCAACAACCUCCCACUAGAGUCUCCUUGUUGAAGGAAGUGGUGCGUCUUAAUGUACCUCAAUUGGCUUCUGAGGAAUAUCGCAACUUGUACAAUUGGUUGGAAAUUGACUUCAACCCUUUGAACUUGUGCAAACGUGUACAAACUGUUGUGGAUGCCAUAGAAGUAAAUGCUGGUGAAAACAAUCCUCUGGCACCCUACAUCCGUCCUUUGAAGGACGUUACUAUCAUGCGUUUGAUACGUCAAAUCUCUCAAGUAUACGAGAGUAUUGAAUUUGAUCGUCUCCUUAACAUGGCUUCUUUUAGCACCAUUUUUGAAUUGGAAAAAUUGUUGGUGGAUUCUGUACGUCACAAUGACAUGCAAAUCCGCAUUGACCAUCAAAAACGUUGCAUUUACUUUGGUACCGAUCUUACCGAAAGUCAGCGAGAGGACCAUCCCGAUGGACCGAAUUUACAAUCUAUGCCCUCGGAACAAAUCCGUUCCCAGUUGGUCAAUAUGUCAUCGGUGUUGCAUCGCGCAGUUUCGGUUGUUUAUCCCAAUCGUGAACGCGACCAACGUGCCAAAUUGCGCACUCAAAUGGUGCAACACUAUCAUGAAAUCAAGAACCGUGAGCAUCAACGCAUUCUUCAGCGUCAAAAGAUCAUCGAAGAUCGUAAAGAAUUCAUUGAGAAACAAAAUAACGCCCGUGAGGAAGAGGAGGCGCGCCGCUUAGAAGAAGAGGCACGCAAAGCCAAGUUGGCCGAGCAAAAACGUCUCGAGCAAGAGAACGAGGAGCGGGAGCGCAAACGUCAUCAAAACGAAAUUCAAGCUAUCAAGGAGAAGAGCUUAAAGGAGAAGGUCCAACAAAUUUCUCAAACCGCCCAUGGCAAGAAAAUGUUGGAAAAACUCGAUCCUGAGAGCAUUAAGAAAUUGGAUGCUGAACAAAUCGCCGCCAAGGAAUCAGAAGAAUUGCAACGCGAACGUAAGGAGUUGCAGAACAAACUUAAAUCUCAAGAAAAGAAAAUCGAUUACUUCGAACGUUGCAAACGCAUGAAGGAAAUUCCUCUAUUCGAGAAAUAUUUGAGUGAGAAGAUGGUCAAGGACAAGGAGUUCUGGGAAGCCCAAGAGGCCACACGCAUAGAAAAUGCCAUAGCUGAGCGCAAAGAUGCCGUUAUUCAACAAGAACGUCUUAAGCGUAUGCAAUCAGAUCGUGACACUUUCUUGGACACUUUGAAAACCGAGCGUGCCUCUGUGUACGCCGAGAAAGUCCAGCAAUUCGAAAUUGCCUUGGCGGAAGAGCGUAAGAAGCGUUUGGCUAGACGUGUUGAGUUGCGUCGUGAGCAACGUCGCCAACAAUGGUUGCGUGAAAAGGAAGAGGAGCGUAUGCGUAAGGAAGAUGAAAUCCGUCGUGCUAAGGAGGAAGAAGAACGCAUUAUUGCCGAGGCUCGUCGUAAGGAACGUGAAGCUGAGGAAGAGAAGCGUCGCAUUCAAUAUGAAAAACAACGUGCCAAGGAAGAGGAGGCCGAACGUAGAAUCCAAGAAGAAAGAGAACGUUUGUCUCGUGAAGUUGCUGCAGAACGCGAACGUGAGAAGCCCACUGACAAAGUUUGGCGUGUACAUGGUGGUGAACGUGAGCGCGAUAGUGGACGCGGUGAACGCGCUGAGCGUGGUGAACGUGCCGAAAGAGGUGGCGAAAAUAACGAUUGGCGUCGUGGUGCUCAACCUGAGCGUGAACGUCCCGCUCCACGUAAGGAAGCUGGCGAGGGUGGAGCUGAUGGCGGCUCAUGGCGUGUGCGCCGUGAACAACAGGAAUCUGCCCGUGCUGCAGCUGGAGCUGCUGGAGCUGGUGCCGGAACCGGUACCGGAGCACGUGAUGACAAAUGGCGUCGUGGGGGUGCUGGUGCCGGUGCCGAUGAGGAACGCAGUGGUCGCGGUGGAGAUUUCCGUCCACGAGGUGAUCGCGAAGAACGUCCAAGAGGUGGUGACCGCGAAGAACGUCCAAGAGCUGGUGAUCGCGAAGAACGUCCACGUGGUGGUGAAUUCCGUCGUGGUGGUGGUGAACGCGAAGACCGCCGUGAUGUCCGUCGCGAUGAGCAAUCUACUGCUGGUAACUGGCGUGAUGCUCCUCGUGCCGCUGACCGUGACAAUCGCCGCCCUGCUGGCGAUCGUCGUGAUCGUGGUGCUGCUGCACCCGUUGCUGGCGGUAAGGAUUCCGGAAAUUGGCGCACUGAACGUCCUCCCGCACGUGAAGAAAAAGAGAAACCUAAAAGAGAACCCCAGCAAGAUAAAGAAAACAAAGGCGGUGAUGAUGAUGAUUGGGUUAGUGUAAGACGUCGUUAAACGAGCCCCCGACUAACAUUUUAUAUAUUCAACAUUAUUAUAACUCGAGCAAAACUAUAUGCCUCCCUCCUGCAUUUUUUUCUAAACACAAAUUUUUUAUAUACAUGCCCUCUUUUUUAAACUGUAUUUUAUUCUUUUAAUUUUAAGCGUUAUAUUGUCUCAAGUGUGACAAAGUUUAUGUGGAGAUGGAUGCAACGCAAAAGAGAAGAUAAUUAUGAUAAAGACUUUAAAAGAGUUUGCCAUUUAUAUUUGCUCCUUAAAAAUAUAUACUUAUAAAAGCCAAUUAACACUAUUAUAUACAAAGUUGUAUUCGAUAUUCUAAAAAUUUUUAUUUUUCCAAUAUAGAAUAUACUCCAUAUAACAACAACGUCAAGGAAAUAUAAAAACAAAUUACAUCAAACAUAUUAUAUACAUUAUUCUAACAAAAGAAAUGAAAAGACGUUACAUAAAUGCAUAUACGUCUUUUAAAAUUUAUCUAUCUACAUUUAAAUAAAUUUAAUUACAAUAUAAUAUGAAAAUAAUGCUCGGAGGAGAAA